Molecule: messenger RNA, 1667 nt
Organism: Rhodamnia argentea
Lineage: Eukaryota; Viridiplantae; Streptophyta; Magnoliopsida; Myrtales; Myrtaceae
Product: 3-hydroxyisobutyryl-CoA hydrolase 1-like
Exons: 14
Coding region: 354-1505 (383 amino acids)
Biological process (GO): L-valine catabolic process
Molecular function (GO): 3-hydroxyisobutyryl-CoA hydrolase activity
Source: RefSeq, a predicted model, not a curated record
CUUUAUUUUGCUACCUAAUUUGGUCCGUUCAAUCUGAGCGUGGGCAUCGUUUGGAACCGAAGCAAGAAGAAACAGCAGCACCGGCCAAGGCCCGAGCUCGGCUGUUUUUGUUCGAGCAUCCACUAUCUUCGUCUUUGCGCGAUCGGGUACUAGGAAUACCGAGUUAAGGUUUCGACCGAUUAUUCCUGCAUUCGAGAGACUUGAGUUCUUGAGCGGACAUUGGGUAAGAUGUGUGGGUAGUUUCGCUGCGAGCUUCAUUCGGGAAAGAGUUUUGAUUGAGUCGCGUUUGGGUCGGCCGCUUUGGAGACGGAGAAGGGUAGGCACUCCACGCUCGGUCAAGAAGAACAGGUCCCAUGGCUUCGUUCUCCUCCAGUAGUGGCCAGGAAGAUGAGGUUUUGGUGGAGGAGAAGUCCUUUGUGAGAACACUGAUACUAAAUAGACCCAAGCAGCUGAAUGCUCUUUCAUAUCAAAUGAUAUCUCGGCUAUUGGAACUUUUCCUUGUCUAUGAGAAGGAUUCUAACGUGAAGUUGGUAAUCUUAAAGGGAAAAGGGAGAGCUUUUUGUGCCGGUGGUGAUGUUGCAGCUGUUGUGCAUGAUAUCAACAAUGGAAACUGGAAGUCGUGUGAAAUCUACUCUCGGAAGGAGUACACUCUAAAUUAUCUGAUGGCAACAUACAGUAAACCUCAGGUUUCAAUCUUGAAUGGCAUUGUCAUGGGAGGAGGGGCUGGUUGUUCCGUACAUGGUAGUUUUCGUGUGGCAACAGAAAAUUCGGUUUUUUCUAUGCCUGAAACAGCUCUUGGUCUCUUUCCAGACAUAGGUGCCUCAUAUUUCCUGUCAAGGCUUCCGGGACAUUUUGGGGAAUAUAUUGGUCUUACUGGUGCUAGAUUGAAUGGAGCAGAGAUGCUUGCAUGUGGCCUUGCAACUCACUUUGUUCCCUCGGCGAAACUGCUGUUACUUGAAGCAGCUCUACACGGGGUAGAUUCUAGCGAUCAAGCCAUAAUUGCAGCAAUCAUUGGUGAAUACUCUGAGUUGCCUAUGUUGAAAGAGCAAAGUGCAAACCAUCGGUUGGAUGUCAUCAAUAGGUGCUUCUCACGAAGAACAGUGGAGAACAUUCUAGGUGCUCUUGAGCGAGAAGCCACAAAUAAGGCAGAUGAUUGGAUCCUUGCCUCAAUUCAGUCGUUGAAGAAAGCAUCACCAACAAGCCUUAAAAUUUCUCUUAUAUCGAUAAGAGAAGGUCGACUACAAGGAGUUGGCCAAUGCCUUGUACAAGAAUACAGAAUGGCUUGCCAUGUAAUGCGAGGCGAAAUCAGCAAGGACUUUGUUGAGGGCUGCAGAGCCAUACUCUUGGAUAAGGAUAAGAAUCCAAAGUGGGAUCCUCCUAGAUUGGAGCUUGUCAGUGAUAAGAUGGUAGACAAGUACUUCUCCAAGGUGGAUGAUGAACACUGGGAGGAUCUAAAGCUGCCCCCCAGAUCAAACUUGCCUGCAUCUGCUAUUGCAAAGCUGUAACUCUCGGUAUGGCAGAUUUUCGCCAUCCAAUAUAUUAGGUGGUGCAUUAAGGAUAACCUGCAUGAUGUGGAACAACUAUCAAGAUAAUGAGUUAUCGAAAAGGCUGUCCCUCCAACGAUUUUUGACACGAUACUACAUGAGGCAAUGGCUGAAGAUAGACGA